Mesorhabditis belari is the source of this 258-nucleotide messenger RNA. Lineage: Eukaryota; Metazoa; Nematoda; Chromadorea; Rhabditida; Rhabditidae. The record is from the annotation of a GenBank genome assembly.
AUGCACUCCGAUCCACACUUAUUGACCAAAUCAGAUAAUGGCUCGAGGUCAUCAAAAAGAGCUCUCCCAACAGAGAAACGCGAAGAAAGCAUCCGAUGCAAAGAAAGCCGCGGACCAAGUCAGAAACAGUCAGCGCAAGCCGCUUUGAAAUUCAAAUGUACCGUUUGCAUGGCUCAAAUGCCCGAUCCGAUCACUUACAAGGAUCAUUUCCAAUCAAAACACCCGAAAAACGAUCUCCCAGCCGAACUACAAGGUGUA